CGAGUCAAGUCCGGUUCAAGGCUCUGCCGGUCCCGCCAUAUACCAGAUAAGAUUUGUUUCAGUCUUCUUCCAAAACAGAAAUAUAAAAAAUUGGUCUGUAUUAUGCCUCAGCUCCAUACAUACUCCUGAAAACUUUUGGCGUUCUCCAUCUUUGUCCAGACACCCACAAUGCCACAAACCCUGUUCUUGAAGCCCUUUGUUUCGGUCCCUCUUCAUAACUGGAGGAAAUCGAAUGUACACACAAAUUGUAUAGAUGCCAACGUUAAAAUGCAGAGAAAGAUGGAGGUCGUUUGUAUGGGAAUGCUUUCACCGAGGAAGUUCUUGCGGAAAAGAAAGAAGCUAGAGGUUUUCAAAGAUGCAGCUGAUGAAAUUGAUCAGAAGAACUGGAGGAGACUGAUGAAUGAAAUUGAAGAGACGGGUUCUGCAGUUGCGGUGCUUAGAAAAGAAAGAAUGAAGAACCAGGAGAUACCAAAGGAUCUUGUGCUAGGUACCUUGGUUAGGUUUAAGCAGCUAAAGAAAUGGAAACUUGUUGGUGAGAUCCUUGAAUGGCUCAGGAUUCAGAGCUGGUGGAACUUUAGUGAAAUGGAUUUCUUGAUGCUUAUAACAGCUUAUGGAAAGACAGGGGACUUCAACCGAGCUGAGAAGGUUUUAAGUUUGCUAAAUAAGAAAGGCUAUCCACCAAGUGUGAUAUCCCACACUGCUCUUAUGGAAGCAUAUGGUAAAGGAGGCCGCUAUAAUAAUGCUGAAGCGAUAUUUCGAAGGAUGAAAUCUUCGGGUCCUGAACCAUCCGCUCAUACUUAUCAAAUAAUACUGAAAUUUUUUGUUGAGGGAUGCAAAUUCAAGGAAGCUGAAGAAAUUUUUGAGACCCUUUUGAACGGCAAGAAUCCACCAUUGAAGCCAGAUCAGAGGAUGUUCCACAUGAUGAUUUAUAUGUAUAAGAAGGCUGGAAGUUAUGAAAAAGCUCGCAGAUUAUUUGCAGUGAUGGCUGAGAGAGGAGUACUGCAAUCAACAGUUACUUACAAUAGUUUAAUGUCAUUUGAAACCAAUUACAAGGAAGUUUCCAAGAUAUAUGACCAGAUGCAAAGAGCUGGCCUCAAACCUGACGUGGUGAGCUAUGCCUCACUCAUUAGUGCUUAUGGUAAAGCUAGAAGAGAGGAAGAAGCACUUGCUGUGUUUGAGGAGAUGCUUGAUGCUGGUGUUAGGCCAACCCACAAAGCUUAUAACAUAUUACUGGAUGCAUUUUCAAUAUCAGGAAUGGUUGAGCAAGCUCAGACUGUUUUUAAGAGUAUGAGAAGAGACAGAUAUACCCCAGAUAUUUGCUCUUAUACAACUAUGUUAUCAGCUUAUGUGAAUGCUUCCGAUAUGGAGGGUGCUGAAAAGUUUUUCAAUAGACUAAAACAAGAUGGACUAAAACCCAAUGCCAUUACAUAUGGAACAUUGAUAAAAGGGUAUGCCAGGACAAAUAAUAUAGACAAAAUGAUGCAGAAAUACGAGGAGCUCAAGGUAAAUGGUGUAAAGUUGAAUCAGAAGAUAUUGACCACGAUUAUGGAUGCGUAUGGCAAAAAUAGAGAUUUUGAGAGUGCUGUAGUUUGGUACAAGGAAAUGGAAGCUUGUGGGCUUCCUCCCGAUCAGAAAGCAAAGAACAUCCUUUUGUCUUUGGCAAAAACAGCUGACGAACAGAUCGAAGCUAACCAACUUGUAGGACUUGUGGAUCAUAAAAGCUCUGAACAAAGAGUUAAUGGGGUUACUAGCUACGGUGAUGAUGAUAGCGACGAUGAGGAUGAAGAUGGUCUCAGUGACAAUGAAUAUGAUUCUCCAUCAGAUGCCAAUUUUCAAGAAGAGAAUCAUGAAGAACAAAGGCAUUUUGUUGGUGAUAAUCAAGAAAGCCUCGAAGCGCUGCAUUUGCUGAAGAUCUGCUGAUAUGUGAAUGUUGUAUCUAAAGUGUUUGGAUACAGUCGUCACAGCAUCAACUGAGACAAGUUGAGAGUUUAUAUAUUGGAAUGAAACCGUUCCGUAGAACCAUAGUAGCAUUUAAGCAUAUCAAUUUUGCUCUGAUGGUUGCAGUAAACAAAGUUUUGAUAGUCGUCUGUAUUAUUUACUGAUCUUAAUUUAUGUAGUAAUAUUAUGUAUAUAAUGUAUGUUGCUUAGCAAUAUGAUUUAUGUA
Messenger RNA from Humulus lupulus (European hop), 2164 nucleotides. Its product is annotated as pentatricopeptide repeat-containing protein At3g59040. Gene Ontology annotation, molecular function: protein binding. The transcript has 7 exons. The record is from RefSeq and is a predicted model, not a curated record. The coding region runs from base 169 to 1920 and encodes 583 amino acids. Lineage: Eukaryota; Viridiplantae; Streptophyta; Magnoliopsida; Rosales; Cannabaceae.